Colias croceus (clouded yellow) is the source of this 1956-nucleotide messenger RNA. RefSeq names its product cytosolic non-specific dipeptidase (gene Cndp2). The transcript is spliced from 9 exons. NCBI's taxonomy places the organism in Eukaryota, Metazoa, Arthropoda, Insecta, Lepidoptera, Pieridae. Gene Ontology annotation, biological process: proteolysis. Gene Ontology annotation, molecular function: metallodipeptidase activity. The record is from RefSeq and is a predicted model, not a curated record. The coding region runs from base 145 to 1584 and encodes 479 amino acids.
CUUCUUUAUUACGCCAACUGCCAAGUGCUGCGUGUUUGUUGUACAGUUUCGAAUUUGCCGGUGAUAAAGCGCCCCGUAUUGACAUAUAAAUUACGCCCCUAUUAUAAAUUUUAUUCAGUAACUCAUCAGGAGGUAACCAAGAAGAUGCCUUCAGAGAAAGUAUUACCACAGAUUUUUAAGUAUGUUGACCAGAAUGUUGAUUCCUAUAAGAACCUUUUAAAAGAAGCUGUAGCAAUUCCGUCUGUAUCAUGUGAUGUAAAAUACCGCGAUGACUGUGUUCGAAUGGUUAAUUGGACAAAGGAAAAAUUGAAGGAGGUUGGAGCGAGUACCGAACUGCGAGACGUUGGAUAUCAAACAAUUGAUGGAAAGGACGUUAAAUUGCCGCCUGUCCUGAUUGGUACUUUGGGCAAUGACCCCAAGAAAAACACCAUCUGUAUUUAUGGGCAUUUGGAUGUACAACCAGCUUUAAAGUCUGAUGGCUGGGAGUCGGAGCCCUUCGUACUAGUUGAGCGCAAUGACAAACUGUAUGGAAGAGGUUCAACUGAUGACAAGGGACCAGUGUUGGGAUGGCUUCAUGCCAUUAAUGCUUACAAGGGUGUUGGUGAAGAGCUGCCAGUAAAUUUGAAAUUCGUCUUUGAAUGCAUAGAAGAGUCUGGUUCGGAAGGAUUGGAUGAGCUGCUAAUGACAAAAUUGAAGCCUGAAGGGUUCUUCGAUUCAGUUGAUUAUGUUUGCAUUUCCGAUAACUACUGGCUAGGAACAACUAAACCGUGCAUUACAUAUGGGUUGAGAGGAAUCAGCUAUUACUUCUUGGAGGUGGAGUGUGCGAAAAUGGACUUACAUAGCGGUGUCUAUGGUGGAACUGUGCAUGAAGCAAUGACGGACUUGAUUUACUUGAUGAACACACUAGUGGAUAAGAAUGGAAAGAUUCAAGUAACAGGAGUUUAUGACUCUGUAGCACCCUUGACGGAAAACGAAAAGAAGUUAUAUGAUACUAUCGAUUUUGACCCUGAAGCUUACAGGCAAUCGAUAGCAGCUCACAAACUAGCGCACAAUGGUGUGAAGGAACAGCUUCUGAUGCACAGGUGGAGGUACCCGAGCCUAUCUCUUCACGGCAUUGAAGGUGCCGCUUUUCAACCGGGAGCAAAAACCGUGAUUCCCGGAAAGGUGAUUGGAAAAUUCUCCAUUCGUCUAGUCCCCAACCAAGAGCCGAAGGAAAUUGAACAACUCGUAUUUGAUUAUGUUAAUAAAAAGUGGGCAGAGCAUGGGUCGCCGAACAAGAUGCGUAUCUGGGCGCAGAGCGGCCGCGCGUGGACCGAGAACCCCGACCACCCGCACUACCAGGCAGCCGCUAGAGCCACUAAGAUGAUUUACCAGACGGACCCAGACAUGUCACGUGAAGGUGGUUCAAUCCCAGUGACAAUCACACUCCAAGAGGCGAGUGGUAAGAACGUGCUGCUGCUGCCGAUGGGCGCCGGGGAUGAUAUGGCGCAUUCGCAGAACGAGAAGCUCAACGUGAGGAACUAUAUCGAGGGGAUAAAACUAUUCGCCGCAUAUUUGUACGAAGUCAGCAAAUUACCUAAAUAGGGAGCGACAUCUACAGAUAAUUGCAGCCACUGCAAAAAUUCAGUCGAAAUUUAAAAUUGAUCAGUAUUUUUUUCAAUUAUAGUGAUUGGUCUUGCCAGAGUUUAUUCAUUUCUUAAAAUUAGCACACUAAAGCUGCCUUACAAUUUAUUAUAUUUGAUAUUAAAAAGAAAAAGAUAAACAUUCCAUGUCAUUGAGUACAAUGUGGAAUUACUAUGUAAUACUCUUUUCCAAGAACGCUAGUUUUUUAAUGUCUUAAUUUUUUGCAUAAUAUCACUAUGUAAUAUAUUUUAGUUGUAUGUGCAUAAUAUUCUGUUAAACAAUCAUAAUAAAGUUGAAUUUAUCAAAUGGUGCAUAAUAAAGGUUUUGUAUUAA